This is a messenger RNA of Formica exsecta, 1649 nucleotides long. It is a transcript of the gene Snm1, whose product is annotated as protein artemis. The record is from RefSeq and is a predicted model, not a curated record. The transcript is spliced from 2 exons. Gene Ontology annotation, biological process: interstrand cross-link repair; protection from non-homologous end joining at telomere; double-strand break repair via nonhomologous end joining. Lineage: Eukaryota; Metazoa; Arthropoda; Insecta; Hymenoptera; Formicidae. Gene Ontology annotation, molecular function: 5'-3' DNA exonuclease activity; damaged DNA binding. Bases 342 to 1493 code for a protein of 383 amino acids.
AAAUAUUUAAUUCGUUUCCAAUCUUUCCUUGGUUUGUGCUAACAUACACUGGCUAAUAUCACUACAAAAAAAAUAUAUAAAUUUACGAAUAUUAACUUGCAGUUCUCGAUAUAUUGCACAUGGUACAGAUCGAGGUGAAAUAAUGUACAGUACGUCUAAGUUUUGAGGAACUGUCGGUUUGUCGAAUCCAAAAUAUCAGUUUAUCGUUUUAAUUAACCGAAUGGCUAUAAAAUUAUACAUAUAUAUAUAAAUAAAUAUUUAAUUCUAGUAAGUUUCCAAAAAUUCUGGCACUUCUAUAGAAUCACUGGUUGUUUUUUGAGGUAUUCUUUUUAUGCAUCAGAAUGUCAACGUUUUUCGGACUUAUCGAAGAAAUACCAGGCAUCUCAGUGGAUCGUUUUGAAAAGAAUUCAAACUCCUCUGCAUAUUUUCUUAGUCAUUGUCACACUGAUCAUAUGCAAGGGUUGGAUGAUGAAUUUUUCAAAUGUUUGCAACAAUGCAAUAAAUAUUUUUAUUGCAGUUGUAUUAGUAAAACUUUCUUAAAAGCUAAAUAUCGCUACACAGAAAGUUGUGUAAAAGAUAUUGCUCUUGAUAAGAAAGUCCUUGUAGAAUAUAAAAACAAAGAUAAUGAUAAAAAUACUGAUAUUCUUUUUGUAACAUGUAUUUCUGCUGGACAUUGCCCUGGCUCUGUAAUGUUUCUUUUUGAGACUGAUAAAUUAGUAUUAUAUACUGGAGAUUUCAGAAUUAAUCCAAAAGAUUUUGCAAAGAUAGCACCAUUACAUUCAUGCAAAAAUUUCAAUAUGUAUCCAAAAAAGUUAGCAAAGAUGUAUUUAGAUACAACAUUCUUAGAUCCUAAUUUUGUCUUUUUCCCAACAAGAGAAGAAAGUAUAAAUGUAAUGUGUAAAGUUGUCAAAGAAUGGCUAGAGAAAAGUUCAGGAAAUGUUGUUGUUUUGGAAUGUUCUGCUUUGUAUGGCUCUGAGUUUCUUUAUGUGGAGCUAUCAAAAUUUUUGAAAACAUGUAUUCAUAUUAAGAAUUUUGUGUACAAGAAUUAUAAUUGUAUCUCAAGUAUAGCAGAUUAUGUCACGGAUAAUCCACUGGCUACACGUAUACAUGCAUGUAUGAAUAAGUUUGACCGUUCAGGUUUAAAAUGUCGUAGUGACAUCUUAGAAAAGAACAUCCUAACUAUUGUACCAUCUGUAUUAAAGUGGAAGGGGAAAGACACAAGUGUAAUCGGAGAAUGGGAUAAUACUAGAGAAAGGACGUUUAAUGUAUGUUAUUCUGCACAUGCAUCUUUUGACGAACUUAAGAAGUUUCUACAAUAUUUCAAGCCAGAAGAAAUACAUCCCUGUGUUUGUUCAGAAGAACUAAAACAUAGGAUAUAUUAUUUGCUAAGUGAAAUUAAAAGCAAAACUAAAACAAAAGGAAGUGAUGGAAUUAAUAAUCAUGAAAAAUAUACAUUACAAGUCCUUAAGCAUGAAGUUAUAAAUAAAUUGUAAAUUAAGUAUUAUUAUAUAUAUAUUCCGAUAAUUUUUUCUAACGAUUGUGUUAAUCUUUAAUAAUUUUAAUAAUUUUGUGUUAUGACAGAUAAUAUAUUGUUAUAUUAUACUCAAAUGAUUUUGUAUUUUUACAUAAUAAAUAUAUAUGAACAUUUU